AUGCAUCAGCUGACGUUUGUCUGCCUGGCCGCCCUCCUGAUGGCCGUCACCGCCUCCUACAACCACGGCGGAUACGCCCUGAGCAAAAGCCACGGCAACAGCUACGGCGGCUACGGCCACGGCUACGGCUACGGCGGCAUUGGCGGCUAUGGCCGUGGAGGAUACGGCUUGGGAGGAUAUGGCCGUGGAUCCUACGGCAACGGUUACGGCCACGGCUACGGCGGCUACGGCUAUGGCAACAAUUACGGCCAUGGCGGCUACGGCUACGCCCAGAGCAGCAGCCACGGCAACAGCUAUGGAGGCUACGGACAUGGCUACGGAAAUGGCUACGGACAUGGCUACGGGUGA
Molecule: messenger RNA, 348 nt
Organism: Pollicipes pollicipes
Lineage: Eukaryota; Metazoa; Arthropoda; Thecostraca; Pollicipedomorpha; Pollicipedidae
Product: keratin-associated protein 19-2-like
Exons: 4
Coding region: 1-348 (115 amino acids)
Source: RefSeq, a predicted model, not a curated record